This is a messenger RNA of Trichoderma breve, 2292 nucleotides long. Its product is annotated as short chain dehydrogenase domain-containing protein. The coding region runs from base 1 to 2292 and encodes 763 amino acids. Lineage: Eukaryota; Fungi; Ascomycota; Sordariomycetes; Hypocreales; Hypocreaceae. The record is from RefSeq and is a predicted model, not a curated record. The transcript has 7 exons.
AUGGCUUCCGCACUUGAUUCUCAAGUGGAUAUCGUGGUUCCAGAGAUGCCUUCCUUCACCAAAGGUUAUCAUCACCGUUCUUAUCCUGCUAUCUCGCCGUCGCGGCCCGAGAUCGCAGCUGCGGCAGCAGGGAAGAACAUUGUCGUCACAGGAGGCGGUACAGGCAUUGGCAAAGCUAUCGCCAUCGCCUUUGCGCAGGCCGGUGCCCGUUCUGUGGCUAUCUUGGGCCGGCGCGCCGACCGGCUACAACAGACUGCGGCCGAGAUGAACUCAGAGGCCGCCAAGCAUGGCCACUCGCCCAUCAUUGUCACAGAGACCAAAAUCAGCACCGAGCCAGGGUCUAACUAUCUCGACGUGCUCGUGUCUAAUGCUGGCAUGGCACCAAAGAUGGGAACGGUGCUAGGCUAUGACGCCCAAAUCAUGAUGAACACCUUUGGACUCAACGUGCUGAGUGCCUUCAAUGCAGUCAAUGCAUGGGUACCAAUAGCACCACCAGGCGACAAGGCCGUAUUGAUCAAUGUGUCAUCGAUGAUGGCACAUGCAAGUCCAGUGGUCACCAACUUCGCCUACUCAAUGGCCAAGGCGGCCAAUCUCAAGAUGAUUGAUUACUUUGCUGCCGAAAAUCCUUCUAUUCACGUGGUUAGCUUGCAGCCUGGUAUUAUCAAUACGGAGCUCGGCGGCGAAGAUAUGCCUAUCUUUGUUGCGCCGGAUACAACUGAGUUGCCAGGCCAAUUCUGCGUCUGGCUGCUAACGGACGAGGCGCGGUUCCUUAAGAACAAGUUUGUAUGGGCCAACUGGGACGUCGAGGAUCUCGUGGCCCGUAAAGAUGAAGUUCUAACGACUAGAGCACUUACAUGGGGGGUUGAGGGAGUUCCUGUGUCCGCGAUCCGUCGUCAAGCCGCCAAGGGACAAAACCUUGGCCGCAGGAUCAAUCGGCCAUCACGUGUGAAAGCAUUCGAACGCCAAGCCAUGGUACAGCCUCUCUUCGCUGUCAAGUCCAAACAUGAGUCUUCAGAGAUACAUCAAGACAACCGCGACGAGGACCAUAGCCCUCGUAGAGACAUUGAGAAUGCGCUCUCACGAAUUGAGCCUGUCAUAGGCGACAGUGUAUCGGUCCUGAGCCUACCUAUAGAUAUAGCGCAAGAAGAUAGAGUGCUCAUGUACGAAGCCGUGGCUUUUAUGAAUGCGCCUCGCUGCUUACCUAGCCUCGCCAAAGCUUUUGGCGAUGGUAGCGUCGGUCACUCCCUCUUUCUACAACUCAUCUUCACGGACCAAGCAUACUAUCAUUGUGCCCUGGCCACAGUUCUCGAGUGCAACCACAUCUCACCACAGGCCGGUGUCUCUACAAUCCGCCACCUUACCCAGGCCUUUCGUCUGAUUAAUGAGCGCAUUUCUCGAGCAGAACAUGUAUCCAACUCUACACUUGCCGUGGUGAUGAGCUUAUCGACCUAUGAGUCUACACGUGGUCGCUACGACCGCGGCAUGAUUCACAUGUCAGGUCUUUUUCGCAUGGUUGAGACGCGAGGUGGCCUGGACCGUAUCGGGUCCGAAGAGCCAGAGAUAAUGCAGAAAAUCUAUAGAGCCGACCUUGACUAUGCCCUCAGGUUUGGUGCUACCCCCAAAAUGAAUAUAAAGCUCUUUGAGAAUUCCAAAGCUAUGGAAAGGCUAAAUAUGCCUUCUGCGCGAGAUCAUAGUACUAUUGCGCCCAGCUUCAACCCAGAGUUUCGAGAGCAACUUGGUUCGGAACUAUGCGAUCUCUGGAAAAGCGCAGCUGGGAUGUCUAUGCUAGUCAACGAGGCGAGCGCAAGCAAACGUUCCAAAUUAUCUAGGUCAAAGUUUUUGAGGAGUUACAUCUGGCUUGGCCACCGUCUUCUCAACUAUGCUCCAUUGAACAAGCCGCGCUCACUUAAUCGCAUCCAGAGUAUGGCACAUUUAGGUCUCCUGAUGCUGGUCAGCUCCCUUCUAUGCGGCCUCGAUCGCCGCGUGGUGGAAAAUGCAAUCUUAUCACAGCUACUACGUGAUGAAUCAAGUAGAGAAACCAGUUCUGAGACGCAAGAAAUUCUACUAUGGCUAUUAUUCUUGGGAGCAGCUGGUAUCCUGCAGGAUCCUAGUCACAAUAUUUGGCUGGUUCCAAAGACUUGGGAGACGAUGCAAGCACUUGGACUAGGCACCUGGGACAGUGUAAGAAGUAUUCUUUUCAAGUUUCCCUGGAUGAGUGACUUCUAUGAGAGCGGGGCUUCAGCGUUAUUCGUCAAGGUGACUCAAUACCAAAGUAGUCAGCUGUCUCUUUAG